Molecule: messenger RNA, 780 nt
Organism: Miscanthus lutarioriparius
Lineage: Eukaryota; Viridiplantae; Streptophyta; Magnoliopsida; Poales; Poaceae
Source: the annotation of a GenBank genome assembly
AUGGAAGAAUACUUUGUUGGCCUGCCAUACCCAUACUUGUGCUUGUACGGCUCCUGCCUCCUGCUUGCAGUCGUCGUCGCCCGUGUCGUCCUCAGCGGCAGCGGCAGGAAACCAGCUCGCCUGCCUCCGGGCCCAUGGCAGUUGCCGGUGAUCGGCAGCCUCCACCACCUGGUGCAGGGGCUCCCGCACCACACCAUCCGCGACCUGUCCCUGCGUCACGGCCCGCUGGUGCUGCUAAGGAUCUGCGAGCGCACGGCCAUCGUGGUCUCCUCCGCUGAGGCCGUGGGGGAGAUGCUGAAAGGCCACGACGCCGCCUUCUCGGAGCGGCCGAGCAGCCCGGGCAUCGAGGAGCUGUCGAGGCACGGGCAGGGAGUCAUCUUCGCGCCCUACGGCGACCACUGGCGCCUGCUGCGCCGGAUCCUCAUGACGGAGCUGCUCAGCGCGCGGCGCGUGGAGGCGUUCCGGCGCAUCCGCGAGGACGAGGCGGCUCGCCUGGUCUCGUUCGCUGUCGUCGUCGUCCCUGCCUCCGGGAGCGGGAGGACAGCCGCCCGUCGACAUGGACGAGCUGCUGGAGGCCAGGACCCGUCGUCGCUGUUCGACCUCCGCGACCUGUUCCCGUCGUCGCGGCUCGUGCGGAUGCUGCCGCGGAGCCGAAAGGCGGAGCGGCACCGCCAGGAGAUGUUCCGGCUCAUGGACGACAUCCUUGAGAGCCACAGCCAGAGAGGACUACGGAUAGCGGCCAAGACGGGGGCGGAGGCGGCGUCGAGCAGGACAGCAUGA